Dendronephthya gigantea is the source of this 691-nucleotide messenger RNA. RefSeq lists its product as uncharacterized. The record is from RefSeq and is a predicted model, not a curated record. NCBI's taxonomy places the organism in Eukaryota, Metazoa, Cnidaria, Anthozoa, Malacalcyonacea, Nephtheidae. Bases 222 to 632 code for a protein of 136 amino acids. The transcript is spliced from 3 exons.
UAUAAAAAUCGUCCCCUGUCGGCAUCUAAUCUAAGAACAGCGGGCCACUGAUUAGUUCCCGUUCCGUGUGAAUUGAGCCAAACCUAAACACAUGCAGACAGUCAGCCUGACCGCAAAUCAUUACACGGAGAAUAUUGACUAAACGUCAGCCAGAGGCUAGCAAAAGGUAUAAUUGCAUCGUAGCAGAAAGCCAGGAAUUAUCAUUCAACAGAAUAUAAAGAAUGAGUUCAAGACCAAAGGUAAUAAGUUAUGGGCAGAGGUAUGUUCCAGUCAUGGGAAUAUCCGACCACAAUGAAAGAAGAAAAAUAAUCAAGGUAUUAAAGGUAUUUGUAGUUAUCAGCACAAUCAUCACCUUGUUGGCGUACUUCAAAUUGUACCUAAUCCACGAUGCCCAAAUAAGCAAGCCAGGUACGAAGGUGGUAAUACAUCAUUCGAAUCCAUGCCGUCACGUGACACCUGAACCGGUGAUCAUCAUGCAGGAGAAAUUUGACAGCAACGACUAUUUUUUCCCGCAAUCGUACAACGAGCGAGUAUGCGCUACCCCAAAUAAGACGGAAAAUAAAGAAAACGAAGGCGACGAAAUUCAGAAAUGUCUCACGGAUUCCGACAAAGCCGAAGGUAAUAUAGUUUAAGAAUGUAAUUAAAAGCGCUGUUACACGGUGCAAUUUCUUAUGCAACUUACAAUUCUACU